CUUUCUCUCUCCCCUUCCGCACUCUGGGGGUUGGGGGGGGAUAUUGCUGCUGGCUCUGGAAUAAAAUGCCGCCUCUGUUUGGGAGACAAAGAACAGUGGCUCCUCCGGGCUGCCCGGCACCCCGAGGAGGCUGCUGAGCCCCGGGCCAUGGUCCCCUCUCGCAGGACGUGGAACCUGGGAGCCACGCCCUCACUGCGGGGCCUGUGGAGAGUGGGCCGGGCCCGGGAGCCCCAGCCGGGGAUGGCUCGCCCCGCCCCAGCCAGCCCGGCUGCCCGCCCUUUCCCACACACCGGCCCAGGGAGGUUGAGAACUGGGCGUGGAAAGGACACCCUGGUGUGCGGUGAUGAGGACUCCGGCGCCCGAGGUGCAGCCCGCCCAGCCCUAGCCCAGUGCCGAGCUCUCAGUGUGGACUGGGCUGGCCCCGGGAGCCCCCACGGGCUCUACCUGACCCUGCAGGUGGAACACCUGAAGGAGAAGCUCAUCAGCCAGGCCCAGGAAGUGAGCCGACUGCGGUCAGAGCUGGGGGGCACCGACCUGGAGAAGCACCGGGACCUGCUGAUGGUGGAGAACGAGCGACUGAGGCAGGAGAUGCGGCGCUGUGAGGCCGAGCUGCAGGAGCUGCGGGCCAAGCCUGCGGGCCCCUGCCUGGGCUGCGAGCACAGCCGGGAGAGCACCCAGCUCCGCGACAAGCUUUCGCAGCUGCAGCUGGAGGUGGCGGAGAGCAAAGGCGUGCUGUCAGAGCUCAACCUGGAGGUGCAGCAGAAGACCAACCGGCUGGCCGAGGUGGAGCUGCGGCUCAAGGACUGCCUGGCCGAGAAGGCGCAGGAGGAGGAGCGGCUCAGCCGACGGCUGCGCGACAGCCACGAGACCAUCGCCAGCCUGAGGGUCCAGUCCCCGCCGGUCAAGUACAUCAUCAAGACGGUGGAGGUGGAGUCGCCCAAGACCAAGCAGGCCCUCAGCGAGUCCCAGGCCCGGAACCAGCACCUGCAGGAGCAGGUGGCCAUGCAGAGGCAGGUGCUGAAGGAGAUGGAGCAGCAGCUUCAGAGCUCGCAUCAGCUGACCACGCAGCUCCGAGCGCAGAUUGCCAUGUACGAGUCGGAGCUGGAGCGGGCACACGGGCAGAUGCUGGAGGAGAUGCAGUCCCUAGAGGAGGACAAGAAUCGGGCCAUCGAGGAGGCCUUCACCCGGGCUCAGGUGGAGAUGAAGGCUGUGCACGAGAACCUGGCAGGCGUCCGGACCAACCUGCUGACGCUGCAGCCAGCGCUGCGGACCCUCACCAACGACUACAACGGGCUCAAGCGGCAGGUGCGCGGCUUCCCGCUGCUUCUGCAGGAGGCCCUACGGAAUGUCAAGGCCGAGAUCGGCCAGGCCAUCGAGGAGGUCAACAACAACAACCAAGAGCUGCUGCGCAAGUACCGCCGGGAGCUGCAGCUGCGCAAGAAGUGCCACAAUGAGCUCGUGCGGCUGAAAGGGAACAUCCGGGUGAUUGCUCGUGUCCGGCCAGUCACCAAAGAGGAUGGGGAAGGACCCGAGGCGACCAGUGCUGUGACCUUCGAUCCUGACGAUGACUCCAUCAUCCACCUAGUACACAAGGGAAAGCCUGUGUCCUUUGAGCUGGACAAGGUCUUCGCUCCCCGCGCCUCACAGCAGGACGUAUUCCAGGAAGUGCAGGCCCUGAUCACCUCCUGCAUCGAUGGCUUCAACGUCUGCAUCUUCGCCUACGGCCAGACGGGUGCUGGCAAGACAUACACGAUGGAGGGCACCCCUGAGAACCCUGGCAUCAACCAGCGGGCCCUGCAGCUGCUGUUCUCCGAGGUGCAAGAGAAGGCGUCCGACUGGGAGUACACCAUCACCGUCAGCGCGGCCGAGAUCUACAACGAGGUCCUCAGGGACCUGCUGGGGAAAGAGCCUCAGGAGAAACUGGAGAUCCGGCUAUGUCCAGACGGCAGCGGGCAGCUGUACGUGCCAGGGCUGACCGAGUUCCAUGUGCAGAGCGUGGAUGACAUCAACAAGGUGUUUGAGUUCGGCCACACCAACCGCACAACGGAGUUCACCAACCUAAACGAGCACAGCUCCCGCUCGCACGCGCUGCUCAUCGUGACGGUGCGCGGCAUAGACUGCAGCACAGGCCUCCGCACCACGGGGAAGCUGAACCUGGUGGACCUGGCAGGCUCAGAGCGCGUGGGCAAGUCGGGGGCUGAGGGCAGCCGGCUGCGGGAGGCGCAGCACAUCAACAAGUCGCUGUCAGCCCUGGGGGAUGUUAUUGCUGCCCUGCGCUCCCGCCAGGGCCAUGUGCCCUUCCGCAACUCCAAGCUCACCUACCUGCUGCAGGACUCGCUGAGUGGGGACAGCAAGACCCUCAUGGUGGUGCAGGUGUCCCCCGUGGAGAAGAACACCAGCGAGACACUCUAUUCCCUCAAGUUUGCUGAGAGGGUGCGCUCUGUGGAGCUGGGCCCCGGGCUGCGUCGGGCAGAGCUCGGGUCCUGGUCGAGUCAGGAGCAUCUAGAGUGGGAGCCGGCUUGCCAGACACCUCAGCCCUCAGCACGGGCCCACUCUGCACCCAGCUCUGGGACCACGAGCCGCCCUGGCUCCAUCCGGAGGAAGCUGCAGCCCUCGGGGAAGUUGAGGCCAGUGCCUGUGUGAUGGUGCGCCCACCCUGCCGGGCCUGGAGCUGGGUCCAGAGGCCCUGCGGAUCUGCUCCUGCUGCAGCACCAGGACUCCAGAAGGGGGAGGUGAGAGGAGACGCCUCUUCUGCCCACCUCCCCUCAGAGAUGAGAAACACGUGCAGAAGGAAUCCAUGUCUUGGCUGUGGCUCGGCGCAAAUGGCGUGGGACGGAAGGGCAGGGAUGGCCCCUCAGGCUGGCAGGCCUGGGCCAUCAGAGCCGGGCCCUCGAGGGAAGGGCAGGAGUAUGUGGGAGGAGGGCCCUCUUGCCCAGGUUGGCCCAGGUCUUCUCCCAAGCCUGCAGGCUGGGCAGCCCCUCCUUAGGGGGUGGGCUGAGGCCUCCAGGCAGGCACAGGACCAUGGGAACUGGGGUGGGUUGGUGGCACCAUGGGCAGCCCUGAUGGCUGCACUCCUCUGAGGUGUCCCGCAGCCGCGAGUGUACCGUGUUCCUAGGUGAACACGGGCGUGCAGCCCUGCUGCCCCGGGGCUGGUCUAUAUUUAUGGCUGGCAGAGGCAGCCAGUGGACAGGGGAUUCUGCUGCCCCCAUCUGCCGGGCACCAGGCUCCCUGCUUGCUCACUGGCCUCUUGACGUUUUCUUCCCUCUGAAAUCCUAUUUAAGAACUUUUGGAAGCUUAGCCAUUUUUAUUCAUUAAAAACCUUUUUACACAAG
This is a messenger RNA of Carlito syrichta (Philippine tarsier), 3332 nucleotides long. It is a transcript of the gene KIFC3, whose product is annotated as kinesin family member C3. The transcript is spliced from 19 exons. The record is from RefSeq and is a predicted model, not a curated record. Gene Ontology annotation, biological process: microtubule-based movement. The coding region runs from base 148 to 2643 and encodes 831 amino acids. Gene Ontology annotation, molecular function: microtubule motor activity; microtubule binding; ATP binding. Lineage: Eukaryota; Metazoa; Chordata; Mammalia; Primates; Tarsiidae.